AUGGCGGAAGUGGUGCAAGCGCGGACAAGCUUCGCACCGGCGUCUCCAUCUCGCAAGCGAUCAGCCUCCGCAGACGCCGAACCCGCCACCGGCUCCGCGAGCAAUGCCUUGACGACGACGACGACGACGAGCAACAAAGACGAAACCUCACUGUCAGAACCGCCGGCGAAGAAAACCAAACUCAUUCGACGCAAGCGGCGACCGGCGCGGCCACAAGUUGACCCGUCGACGAUCACGUCGACACCUCCGCCGCAGACUGGGACGAUAUUUAACAUCUGGUACAACAAAUGGUCAGGCGGUGACCGGGAAGAUGCAUACCUGUCGAAGACGGCGGCGCCGUCGCGAUGCAACAUCCGCAACGACUCCGGGUGGACGCAGGCAGACAAGACGCCAGGCAGUUAUUUCUGUCUGUUCUUUGCGCGAGGGCUGUGCCCCAAGGGCCACGAAUGCCAGUACCUGCACCGGCUGCCGACGAUCUUCGACGUGUUCAACCCGAACUCGGACUGUUUCGGCCGCGACAAGUUCAGCGACUACCGCGACGACAUGGGCGGGGUGGGCAGCUUCCUGCGGCAGAACCGCACGCUGUACGUGGGCCGGAUCCAUGUGACGGACAACAUCGAAGAGAUUGUGGCCCGCCAUUUCCAGGAAUGGGGCGAGAUCGAGCGCACUCGAGUGCUGACGGGCCGCGGCGUCGCGUUCAUCACCUACGUCAAUGAAGCGAAUGCCCAGUUCGCCAAGGAGGCCAUGGCGCACCAGGCGCUCGACAACAACGAAGUGCUCAACGUGCGCUGGGCCACCGUUGACCCGAACCCGCUGAGUGCGAAGCGCGAAGCCGCCCGCGUCGAAGAACAGGCCGCCGAGGCCGUGCGGCGCGCGCUGGGCGAGAGCGCCGUACGACAGAUCGAAGGCCGCGAGACCCACGAAGAGCGCGACCAGAGGAGGCUUGCGUCGCGCUACGGCCUCGACGGCUACGAGGCUCCUGAGGAGAUCUGGUUCAACCAGCAGAAAGACCGAGCGCUAGAAGGCCAACAGCAAGGCGAAAGAGGCCUGCUCGACGCUCCUCCACUGGAUUCUUGUACAGAGACCGCCUCACCCCACCCCUCCUACCAGACCGAUGCGCAUACGGACACCCACGCACAGCAAGCCCACCACGAACCCGAAGAUACCGGCAUCCUGGGCUCCUCCGUCCUGGCAAAGCUGCAAGGAUAUGCGUCGAGUGCGAGGCCGGUACACCCACAACCACAGACGUCAGCCCCUGGACCAUUGGUUGCGUACGGGAGUGACGAUGAGAGCGAUUGA
Messenger RNA from Capronia epimyces CBS 606.96, 1299 nucleotides. RefSeq lists its product as uncharacterized. Lineage: Eukaryota; Fungi; Ascomycota; Eurotiomycetes; Chaetothyriales; Herpotrichiellaceae. Gene Ontology annotation, molecular function: U6 snRNA binding; pre-mRNA binding; metal ion binding. Bases 1 to 1299 code for a protein of 432 amino acids. The record is from RefSeq and is a predicted model, not a curated record. The transcript has a single exon. Gene Ontology annotation, cellular component: U2-type catalytic step 1 spliceosome; Prp19 complex; U2-type catalytic step 2 spliceosome.